Trichoderma harzianum CBS 226.95 is the source of this 571-nucleotide messenger RNA. RefSeq lists its product as hypothetical. The transcript has 2 exons. Bases 77 to 379 code for a protein of 100 amino acids. The record is from RefSeq and is a predicted model, not a curated record. NCBI's taxonomy places the organism in Eukaryota, Fungi, Ascomycota, Sordariomycetes, Hypocreales, Hypocreaceae.
AAAAGCUGGCCCAAGAUUUACUUCGUGUGUCUAUACGCGGGCGAGAGAAUCCAGCAUUCACAAUAAUAACAAGACCAUGGGACCCUGGUUACCAACAAAGAAACGAGAAGCUCUGUCUUGUUCGUGCUACUUGACGGUUCCUCUUUACUAUUCCGUUUGGGUACUGGACCACCAACUAUUACCUGGCUAUCGAUUGACGGCGGGGAUAAAAUUUUCCUUUUCUCCGUGUCUGUCCUCUUUCUGCGCACAAGCCGUCCAUCCACCAAAGAUGGACCUGCUUUGCUUUUACAGGUCGGUGUCCCGUACGAAAUUCCUAAUUUGGAAUAUUGCUGCUCCGUGCCCUCGCACAGACCGGCAAGACCACGAUGAACUUCCGUGAUUGGAGCAUUCAGUGCUCGACUGGACCUCACAUAUGCCAUCUGCUUGUAAAAGAGGCAACGUUCAUUCCCGACAUGUGUUUGUGAAGACCUUUGCUACGAGUGUGAUGGAAUUUAGUAAAUAAUAUGGAGUACGGAGUACAGCUUUUCUCGUUACAUUACAAAUACGAGCUCACGAGCAAUGCUAACAAGCC